AUGGGAUGGAGUACCAGAGGUGCAGGACGACAAUAUGAUAGUAACAAUGGUUUUGGAGCCAUUAUAGGCUGUUUGAGUGGAUUGGUUUUAGACUAUUCGACAUGCAAUCGUAAAUGUAGAAAAUGCGGCAAGGAUGGUCCAACACCGGAGCAUAAUUGUCGAAGAAAUUUUUACGGAUCGGCAAAGGCAAUGGAAGUUCAUGUUGCCAAGAAAAUUGUAGUUGAAAGUGAGAUUCUUCGAAAUGAAAACGUUGAAAUUGGGGUAUUAGUAGGAGAUGAUGAUAGCUCUACUAUUGCAGCAUGUAGGGCUGCAGCUAAUCAUCCAAUUAUCAAACAGUCUGAUGUCAAUCAUACGUCGGGAGGAGUGAAAAAAAAGAUGUACAACAUUCAAAAAAAUCACAAGGAGUUAACAAAGGAUUGCAUCAUAUAUCUUCAUAGAUGUUUUACAUAUGCUCUGGCUCAGAACAAAGGCAAUAGUGUAGGUUUAGCAAAUGCAGUUCGGAGCAUUCCUUAUCAUGCCUUCAAUGAUCACACUAAAUGUGGAUCACAGCGAUUAUUUGAAGAACUCAAGGAUAUCUUCGACAAAUUAGCCUCAAAUGCACAAAAAUUCUCGACCGGUGCAUCUAGCAACGCAAACGAAAGUUUAAAUGCAACCAUGGCCAGUAAAGCUCCUAAGUCUAGAAAAGAGAAUACGGAAGGUAUUACUUAUGAGACUAAUUGUGCUCUUUUGACUGAACCUGCUGUUCUAAUAAAUGAAGAAAAUAAUUCCGAUCCUGAAGAAGAUCUUUGUGAAACUCCUAUUAUCCUCCUUGAUCUAGAAACUUCUGGGUUUCAAGCUGACUGUGAUAUUUUACAAAUUGCCGCCAAAUGUAACAAAAGUACUUUCACAACUUAUAUCAAUCCGAUUCAACAAAUUUCACCAAAGGCUACUGAAGUUCAUGGUCUAGUCAAUUGCUACGGCGAUCUUAUGCAUAAUGCAACGCAUAAUCUUACUUUUGAUGGCCCCAGAUUGUUCAAAGCAAUCAUUAAAAACAACUUAAUUGAUGAUUUUUCAAUGAUAAUUUAUGGCUUUAUAGAUACCUUAUCGAUUAUAAGAAAAAUAACAGGUAGAAAAGACACAGUCGCUACCGCAGUUACGAUUUCAGAUACGGAGCAUAUCGAGGCCGGUGAACGCACCGAGAAAGAUGACGCCCGAGAGGGAAGCGCGCUCUCACACGCCGAAGACCCGGGGUGGAGUACCCGAACAAGGAGCUGUUGUAACGAGCCAGGAAAGAAGAAUCCGGUCGGAACCUGGCCAGUUCCCGACCGAUUCAAAGAAGGUUCGGAUCCGGAAACGGAGAAGGCCACGAAGGGCGUUAACGGCAGCUGCCAAAAGAGAAAGGCCGGGGUCACCUUGGAAAAACGUCACCGAGGGCCGAAAUAUCGAGGAGCGACGCGAGGAUCGAGAUCGCUAGAUAUAUCGAAGGAUCAAGAAGCGCUAAUCGAUAGCGCGGAUCUACAUGCGCAGGACGAUGCGCGGAAUGUCACCGCUGUCCGGCGAGCCUCGCUGUUGUCACUGUUCGGCGAGUCGGCAACCUGA
Linepithema humile (Argentine ant) is the source of this 1578-nucleotide messenger RNA. The record is from RefSeq and is a predicted model, not a curated record. Lineage: Eukaryota; Metazoa; Arthropoda; Insecta; Hymenoptera; Formicidae.